GAAGUGAGCGGAACAGGGUCCGAAGCGGCGGAAGGAGGAGGCCUCGUGGAGGAGGCAGCAUGGGGCAGUCUGGGCGGUCCCGGCACCAAAAACGAGCGCGCGCCCAGGCGCAGGUCCGCAACCUCGAGGCCUAUGCUGCACAGCCUCACUCGUUCGUGUUCACUCGGGGCUGCACCGGUCACAGCGUCCGGCAGCUUAGUCAGGACUUGCGGCGGGUCAUGGAGCCACUCACCGCCUCCCGCCUGCAGGUUCGUAAGAAGAACUCCAUAAAGGAUUGUUUGGCAGUGGCUGGACCCCUCGGGGUCACACACUUUUUGAUCUUGAGCAAAACAAAGACCAACGUCUACUUUAAGCUGAUGCGCCUCCCAGGAGGUCCCACUUUGACCUUUCAGGUUAACAAGUACACAUUGGUGCGUGAUGUGGUUUCCUCACUGCGCCGGCACCGCAUGCACGAACAGCAGUUUGUCCACCCACCCCUCCUGGUACUCAACAGCUUCGGCCCUCACGGCAUGCAUGUGAAACUUAUGGCCACCAUGUUCCAGAACCUAUUCCCCUCCAUCAAUGUGCACAAGGUGAAUCUGAACACUGUCAAGCGCUGCCUUCUUCUCAGCUACAGCCCGGAAUCACAGGAGCUGGACUUCCGGCAUUAUAGUAUCAAAGUUGUUCCUGUGGGUGCAAGUCGUGGGAUGAAGAAACUUCUCCAGGAGAAGUUCCCCAACAUGAGCCGUCUACAGGACAUUAGUGAGCUGCUGGCCACGGGUGCGGGUCUAUCAGACAGUGAGGCAGAGCCUGAUGGCGAGCACAACAUCACUGAGCUGCCUCAAGCGGUCUCAGGGCGUGGCAAUAUGCAGGCCCAGCAGAGUGCUGUGCGACUCACUGAGAUUGGUCCUCGAAUGACCCUGCAGCUCAUCAAGAUCCAGGAUGGUGUCGGGGAGGGCAAAGUGAUGUUCCACCACUUUGUGCACAAGACGGAGGAGGAGCUGCAGGCCAUCUUGGCUGCCAAGGAGAAGAAACUGCAGCUCAAGGCCCAGCGGCAGGCCCUGCAGGCCCAAAACGUCCAGCGCAAGAGGGAACAGCGUGAGGCCCACAGGAAGAAGAGUCUGGAGGGCAUGAAGAAGGCCCAGACAAAGGCCAGCAAAGACAGUGAUGCUGAGGACCCUGGGCCAACUCUCAAGGCAGAGGGGGACUGCCAGAGGGAGGAAGAAGAAGAGGAUGAGGCUGAGUAUUUUCGCCAGGCUGUGGGCGAGGAACCCGAUGAGGACAUGUUCCCCACAGCCACCAAGCAGAGACAGCCUUACAGGCCUUCAGGCAGGCAGCAUCAGGGUAAGGACCAAAGCAGAGGUUGCCACACCACGCCCUGUGCCCAGCCCUGCCCAGCUAACUUCUCAAUGGCUGCUGACCAUGUCCUCAGUAGGUUCCAGGGAGACUUCCUGUGGCCCAUGCUGGUGGUCAAGGUUGUGGUAGCUGUAGUUGCCAAUGGUCUGGUCCUGUACUGCUUCAGCACACAGCAGCAGCACCUGUGGCACCCAGCUAUGGUCUUAGCUCAGCUGGCAGCCAGUGAUAUGCUGUGCACCCUAACGCUGCCCCCACUGGCUGCCUACCUGCACCCACCCAAUCACUGGCGCUAUAGGGAGGCUGCAUCCCUGGAGCACUUCCUUUUCAUCUGCAACCUGCUGGGCAGUGUCAUCUUCAUCACCUACAUCACCCUCAACCACUACCUGGGCAUUGUGUACCCUUUCUUCAUCCACAGCCACCUGUGGCCCAAACAUGCCUGGGCCCUCAGCACUGUUGGCUGGGCCCUGGCAGUCCUGCACAUGCCCACACUUAGCUUCUCCCAUCUGAAGGGCCUAGCAGGAGGUGGCCAAGUUGAGGCCUGUAUCAGGUGUCUGGGGACAGCAGACAACUCCAACUUGAGGCUUACAAGCCUGGCACGGGCAGGCCUGGGCUGUGGCCUGCCCCUGCUGCUCAGCCUGGUAGCCUAUAGUGCCCUUGGGUGGGCUGUGUUGCACAGCCCUGGUAUGACCGUGGCAGAGAAGCUAUUGGUGGGGAGGGGCAUUGCCCUAUACACCAGUUCCUACAUGCCCUACCAUGUCACACGACUGCUCAAUGUGGAUGCCUGGCAGCACUGGAAUGCCCACUGUCCAGGCUUUGCAGACAAGGCCCAAGCUGAGGCAGCCCUGGAGCUGGGGCCCUACCUGGGCUACCAAGUGAUGCGGGGCCUCAUGCCCUUGGCCUUCUGUAUCCACCCACUCCUAUAUGUGGCAGUGGUGCCCCCCGGGCUGCUACCACUGCCACCACCACCCUGCAGUGGGGGCCAGAACCAAGAGAACACCCAGAGUGUUGGGUAAGCCCUGUUCCUUGAUGUCACAGCCACCCCAAGACCUUAA
Molecule: messenger RNA, 2387 nt
Organism: Otolemur garnettii (small-eared galago)
Lineage: Eukaryota; Metazoa; Chordata; Mammalia; Primates; Galagidae
Product: suppressor of SWI4 1 homolog
Biological process (GO): rRNA processing; ribosomal large subunit assembly; G protein-coupled receptor signaling pathway
Cellular component (GO): membrane; preribosome, large subunit precursor
Molecular function (GO): G protein-coupled receptor activity; rRNA binding
Source: RefSeq, a predicted model, not a curated record